Messenger RNA from Ostertagia ostertagi, 369 nucleotides. The record is from the annotation of a GenBank genome assembly. Lineage: Eukaryota; Metazoa; Nematoda; Chromadorea; Rhabditida; Trichostrongylidae.
CCUCCACUCACUGAACUUAUCGACACCUUCGUCUCUGCUGCAGGAGCGAAUCAUGGCAGUGUGCUAUGUGUUGUGCCUAUUCCAGUUGGCACCUGGGAGAACCGGUCUACACUGUUGACUCCACAUUUCCUACAGGAUAUCAAUAAUCAAGCUGGAUAUAGAGGGAACCUAUGUCUUUCAGUAUUUUCUCAACAGCCGAUGAAAAGUUUACCCUGCGGGGCCACGAUCGGCUUCCGAACCUGCGGCAAACCGGUUUCACCGAUCAGAGGUGGCACAGGUUAUGUGAAGAAGGACGGACUGAGUCAUGAUCAAGUUAUGGACGGCACGCAUCAUUUACAAAUGAACUUCAUGACAAUACACGCUCCAAAA